AAAAAGUGAGGCUACUCAAAAAUGGAUCUUGGAUCAUUUUCGGUUUAUAUUAUUCUGUGACAAAUGACUCAGUCUAUUUUUAUACAAGUUGGUCAAUGUGGUAACCAAAUUGGACAUCGUUUUUGGGAUUUGGCUUUAAGAGAACAUUCAAGUGUAAACGAAGUUGGUAAUGUUUAGAUGUCAAAAUAACUAAUUUAGAAAAACCUUUAUGAUGGUGCUAUGUCUUCAUUCUUUUUGAAUGGUGCCGGCGAUGACGGUGGCUUUUUACCUAAAAUUUCUGGCCUCAAAGCUCGUGUACCUGGAAUUACUUUAUAGUCAUAGUCCUAAGGCUUUGCUUGUAGAUAUGGAAGAAGGUGUCGUCUGUGAGAUGUUAAAAGGACCUUUAAAGAAUCUAUAUGAUGCUCGUUAUUUCAUCACAGACGUUUCAGGCUCUGGAAAUAAUUGGGCAGUUGGUAACUUGCAUUAUGGUCAUAUACAUCAUGAUGAACUUGCUGACGCUAUAAGAAAGUCCGCGGAGCUCUGCGAUUAUUUACAGUGCUUCUUUAUACUUCAUUCAAUGGGUGGAGGUACGGGUUCCGGAGUAGGCACUCAUAUUUUGAAAAUUCUUGCGGAUGAAUACCCUGAUGUCUAUAGAAUGGACACUGCCGUAUUUCCUUCAAUGGAUGACGAUGUUAUUACAUCUCCAUAUAACACGGUUUUGGCUCUCAAUCAGCUGUCUGAGUUUGCAAACUGCGUAAUGCCCAUUGAUAAUAUGGCUCUCACAAAUAUAAUAAGGAGGGCCAGAGCUCCUCCUGAACACUCCAAGAGUUUUGAAAAUGCCAUAAAACAGCGAGAAUCCAGUGUGAAGCCGACGAAAUCAAGAAAACCCUUCGAUGAAAUGAAUAACAUCGUUGCAAAUAUGCUUUUAAAUCUAACAAGCUCUUCUCGUUUCGAGGGCACUAUGAACGUUGAUUUGAAUGAGAUUAGCAUGAAUUUAGUCCCAUUUCCUCGGUUGCAUUAUCUUAUUGCUGCACAAAGUCCUCUAAAUAUGACUGAUCGAGUGUCAGCUCCUAGAAAGCUUGACCAAAUAUUUGCGGAUGCGUUCACGAAAGACUAUCAGUUAAUGUCCACUGAUCCUUGUCGACAUGUUUAUAUGGCAGCUGCUUUACUUGUGCGUGGUGCAAUUAAUGCAACAGAUAUCCACCGGAAUAUUGAAAAAUUACGCUCUCGUUUACGCUUUGUCCCGUGGAAUCGAGAAGGAUGGAAAGUUGGACAUUGUUUAGUUCCACCGGUUAACCAUGUAUAUUCUCUGCUGGCUCUUUCUAAUAACACUUCUAUUCAUGAAUCAUUUAGCCUUAUUUUAGAGAGGUUUUAUAAACUUUAUCGAAGAAAGGCUCAUUUACAUCAUUACACUAGUGUAGACGGUUUUGAUGCCAGUAUGUUUGAGUCGAGUGUUAACUCACUUCAAGAUUUAGUGGUCCAGUAUAUUGAUUUUGAGAAACAAGCCCGCUGUCAAACUUCACCGGAUUUACCACGACUGGAGAUUAUGGAUUGAGUGAAUUGAAAUGUGCACAUAUGCGUUUACCACAUUGCUGCCAAUUUCUGUAUAUUACUUUGUAUUAUAAGCGUAACAGUGUUACACAAUAUGAUUGUCGUUUUUUUUCGUUUCUUUCCUCUUCUGUAAAUAAAUUUGUUCUCUA
Trichobilharzia regenti is the source of this 1679-nucleotide messenger RNA. The record is from the annotation of a GenBank genome assembly. NCBI's taxonomy places the organism in Eukaryota, Metazoa, Platyhelminthes, Trematoda, Strigeidida, Schistosomatidae.